AUGGAGCUCCGCCCGCUGCCGUUGCAGCCCUUCCUGUUAGCACUGCUGCUGCUGCCGCCGCUGCCGCCGGCGGUGCCCGAGACGGCUGGAUCCUGGCAGUGCCCGCGCAUCCCCUAUGCUGCGUCCCGCGACUUUGCCGUGGAGUACUUGGUGCCCAGCUUCUCGGCCGGCGGUCCGGUACAGGCCCUGGAAACCUACGAGGGCGUCAGGGAAGGGAGUGCCGUGUUCGUGGCCACACGCAAUCGCCUGCAUGUGCUUGGGCCUGAUCUGCAGCCAGUUGAGAGCCUGGCCACUGGCCCUGCUGGGGCCCCUGGCUGCCAGACGUGUGCAGCCUGUGGCCCAGGACCCCACGGCCCACCGGGAGACACAGAUGCGCAGGUUCUGGUGCUGGAGCCAGUGCUGCCCGCACUGAUCAGCUGUGGCUCCAGCCUUCAUGGCCGCUGCUUCCUGCAUGAGCUAGAGCCCCACGGGACAGUCCUGCACCUGGCGCCGCCAGUGUGCCUUUUCUCGGCGCAGGGCAAUUGGCCGGAGGACUGUCCCGACUGUGUGGCCAGCCCUCUGGGCACCGUCGUGACCGUGGUUGAGCAGGGCCAUGCCUCCUACUUCUAUGUGGCAUCCUCACUGGACUUGGCGGUGGCCGCCAGCUUCAGCCCACGCUCAGUGUCCAUCCGGCGCCUCAAGGCCGAUGCCUCAGGAUUUGCACCAGGCUUCGCAUCGCUGUCAGUGCUGCCUGAGCACCUCGCUUCCUACCGCAUCGAAUACGUGUACAGUUUCCGCUCAGGAGCCUUUGUCUAUUUCCUGACUGUGCAGCCGGCCAAGGUGGCAGACGUUCCUGGCGCCUUACACACGCGCCUGGCACGGCUCAGCGCUGUCGAGACUGACCUGGGCGACUACCGUGAGCUGGUCCUGGACUGCCGUUUUGCGCCUAAACGCCGGCGACGCGGGGCCCAUGAGGGUGGGCAGCCCUACCCGGUGCUGCGGGCAGCCCACACUGCUCCAGUGGGCAGCCGACUGGCCACUGAGCUGAGCAUCGCCGAGGGCCAGGAAGUGCUGUUUGGGGUCUUCUCGGCUAGCAGGGACAGCGGCCCAGGUGGGGAUCCCAACUCUGUUGUCUGUGCCUUCCCCAUCGACCUGCUGGACACUCUCAUCGAGCAGGGAGUGGAGCGCUGUUGUGAGCCGCCCGUCCACCCCGGCCUCCGGCGAGGCCUUGACUUCUUCCAGUUGCCCAGUUUUUGCCCCCACCUGCCUGGACCGGUGGCCCCCAGCCCCAAAACCAGCUGCCGCCACUUCCCUCUGCUGGUCAGCAGCAGCCUCUCACGUGUGGAUCUAUUCAACGGGCUGUUAGGACCAGUGCAGGUCACUGCACUGCAUGUGACACGUCUCGACAAUGUCACAGUGGCCCACAUGGGCACAGCUGAUGGGCGCAUCCUGCAGGUGGAGCUGGCCAGGUCUCUCAACUACUUGCUGUACGUGUCCAACUUCUCACUGGGCAGCAAUGGGCAGCCCGUGCAUCGGGAUGUCAGUCGCCUUGGGGACCACCUGAUCUUUGCCUCUGGGGACCAGGUCUUCCAGGUACCUAUCCGGGGCCCUGGCUGCCGCCACUUCCUCACCUGUGGACGUUGCCUGCGGGCACAGCGUUUCAUGGGCUGUGGAUGGUGUGGGGGCAUGUGUGGCCGGCAGAAGGAGUGUCCUGGCUCCUGGCAACAGGACCAUUGCCCACCUGAGCUUACUGAGUUCAGCCCCCGCAGUGGACCCCUAAGGGGCAGGACAAGGCUGACCCUGUGUGGCUCCAACUUCUACCUGCGCCCUCCUGGUCUGGUGCCUGAGGGCACCCAUCAGGUCACUGUGGGUCAAAGUCCCUGCCGACUGCUGCCCAAAGGCGACUCAAACCUCAGCCAAGUGCCCCGGAAGGACUUUGUAGAGGAGCUUGAGUGUGAACUGGAGCCCUUGGGCACGCAGGUAGCCGGGCCUGCCAACAUCAGCCUCACUGUGACCCACAUGCCACUGGGCAAGCAAUUCCGGGUAGAUGGCACCUCCAUGCUGCAAGGCUUCUCUUUCAUGGAGCCAGUGCUGACAGCAGUACAACCCCUCUUUGGCCCACGAGCAGGGGGUACCUGCCUCACCCUUGAAGGCCAAGGCCUGUCUAUUGGCACCAGCCGGGCUGUGCUGGUCAAUGGGACUGAGUGCCUCCUGAAACGGGUCAGCGAGGGGCAACUUUUAUGUACCACGCCUCCCGGGGCUGCUACUGCCAGCGUUCCCAUUCGCCUGCAGGUGGGGGGCGCCGAAGUACCAGGCUCCUGGAACUUCCACUACCAGGAAGACCCCAUCAUGCUGGGCAUCAGCCCCAACUGUGGCUACACUGGCUCCCGUGUCACCAUCCACGGCCAGCAUCUGACUUCAGUGUGGCACCUUCUGCUAUCAUUCCAUGAUGGGCUCAGGGCAGUGGAGAACAGGCAGUGUGAGGGGCAGCUCCCGGAGCAGCACUGGUGCCGCCUGCCUGAAUACGUGGUCCGAGGACCCCAGGGGUGGGUGACGGGGAACCUGACUGCCCAGGGGGAUGGAGCUGCUGGCUUCACACUGCCUGGCUUUCGCUUCCUGCCUCCACCCCAUCCACCCAGCAUGGACCUGGUCCCACUGAAGCCUGAGGAGCAUGCCAUUAAGUUUGAGUACAUUGGGCUGGGCGCUGUGGCUGAUUGUGUGGAUGUGAAUGUGACCGUGGGUGGUGAGAGCUGCCAGCAUGAGCUGCGGGGGGAUGUGAUCAUCUGCCCCCUGCCUCCCUCCCUGCAACUUGGCAAGGAUGGUGCUCCACUGCAGGUCUGCGUGGAUGGUGGGUGUUACAUCCUGGGCAGGGUAGUACGGCCAGGUGCGGAAGGGGUCCCACAGAACACACUCAUCGGUAUCCUACUGGCCCUGCUCCUGCUUGUGGCUGUACUGGCUGCCAUACUGGUCUUCAGUUACCACCGGAGGAAACAGCUAGUCCUUUCUCCGAACCUGGGUGACUUGGCAUCCCUGGACCAGACCACUGGAGCCAUGCCUCUGCCUCUGCUCCGCUCAGGCUCUGACUAUAGAGAUGGCCUUGCAGCCCCUGUCAUUGAUGGCCAGGAUUCCACCGCUCGGGUCCACAGAGCAUCCUUCUCAGGCAGCGGGGAUGGGUCCCACGUCCCACUGCUGCGGAAGGAGUCCAUCCAGCUUGGGGACCUGAACGCUGCACUCCUGGCCGAGGUCAAGGAUGUACUGGUUCCCCAUGAGCGGGUGGUCACCCACAGUGAUCGAGUCAUUGGCAAAGGCCAUUUUGGAGUUGUCUACCAUGGAGAAUACACAGACGAGGCCCAGAAUCAGAUCCACUGUGCCAUCAAGUCACUGAGUCGCAUCACAGAGGUGCAGGAGGUGGAGGCCUUCCUGCGCGAGGGGCUGCUCAUGAGCCGUCUGCACCACCCAAAUGUGCUGGCUCUCAUUGGUAUCGUGCUACCACCUGAAGGGCUGCCACGCGUGCUGCUGCCCUAUAUGCGCCAUGGAGACCUGCUUCAAUUCAUCCGCUCACCCCAGCGGAACCCCACAGUGAAAGACCUCAUCAGCUUCGGCCUGCAGGUGGCCCGCGGCAUGGAGUACCUGGCAGAGCAGAAGUUUGUACACCGGGACCUGGCUGCUCGGAACUGCAUGCUGGAUGAGUCGUUCACAGUCAAGGUGGCUGACUUCGGUCUGGCCCGCGAUGUCUUGGACAAGGAGUACUACAGUGUCCAGCAGCACCGCCACGCUCGCCUACCUGUCAAGUGGAUGGCACUAGAGAGCCUGCAGACCUACAGGUUCACCACCAAGUCUGAUGUGUGGUCGUUUGGUGUGCUGUUAUGGGAGCUGCUGACACGGGGUGCCCCACCGUACCCCCACAUUGACCCUUUCGACCUCACUCACUUCCUGGCCCAGGGUCGGCGCCUGCCGCAGCCUGAGUAUUGUCCGGAUUCUCUGUACGUGGUGAUGCAGCGCUGCUGGGCUGCGGACCCUGCAGCACGACCCACCUUCGGAGAGCUAGCAGGGGACGUGGAACACUUGGUGGCCGUGCUGCGAGGGGACCACUACGUGCAGCUGCCCGUGGCCUACGUGAACGUGGGCCUUGGUACCUCUGAUAAGGCAAACAUGCCCUUGGAACAAUCACCAUCCCCAUCAGUGCGCAGGAGCACAGAGCGGCCCCGGCCCCUCUCAGAACCACUGAGGCCCACGUAACCUCAACCCCAGGCAGGCCUCAGGGGUUGGACCUGCAUAGUGGUGGAAAUUAACCUCAAGCUGCCUCUGGGCUAGGCUCCGCCAUCCCUACCCCUUAACCUUCAGGGACACCGGAGGGCUGCAAGGCACAUUGGUCUCUCACUCCCCAAGGGGAGCCAGUGCAGGGAUCCUUGAUGCAGUAUUUAUGGAGUGUCUGCUGAGUGACUGACUGCUGAGCACAGGAGACUCAGUGGUGACCACUGGCCCUUAAAUCAGUAAAUGAACAAGUGAAUAUUUAA
Molecule: messenger RNA, 4496 nt
Organism: Hippopotamus amphibius kiboko
Lineage: Eukaryota; Metazoa; Chordata; Mammalia; Artiodactyla; Hippopotamidae
Gene: MST1R
Product: macrophage stimulating 1 receptor
Exons: 20
Coding region: 1-4218 (1405 amino acids)
Biological process (GO): cell migration; protein phosphorylation; multicellular organism development
Cellular component (GO): membrane; signaling receptor complex
Molecular function (GO): ATP binding; protein binding; transmembrane receptor protein tyrosine kinase activity
Source: RefSeq, a predicted model, not a curated record